Rodentolepis nana is the source of this 156-nucleotide messenger RNA. NCBI's taxonomy places the organism in Eukaryota, Metazoa, Platyhelminthes, Cestoda, Cyclophyllidea, Hymenolepididae. The record is from the annotation of a GenBank genome assembly.
AUGAUAGAUUCAGAAACUUCUGGAACCUUUCACAGUCCUGGAUGGCCGAACUCCUACAGCUCGGAUAGUCGUUGCCUCUUUCGAUUCAUGGCUCCUCCAGGGCGAAAAAUUCUUAUUGAAUUCGCCUAUUUCUAUGUUGAAGGGCUUUAUCCCUAG